Molecule: messenger RNA, 611 nt
Organism: Lindgomyces ingoldianus
Lineage: Eukaryota; Fungi; Ascomycota; Dothideomycetes; Pleosporales; Lindgomycetaceae
Exons: 1
Coding region: 210-530 (106 amino acids)
Source: RefSeq, a predicted model, not a curated record
CAUGGCUGUGGUGAACGUCCUUCAUGUCCUUCACGCAUUCAUAAUCAACACAGGUGUCGCAUCUCUCUUCUUUCUUUUGCUAUUCAUCUGCCCCAGACAAAGUUCAAGUACACGUCGUCCUAUAACUUGUUUCGUUCUCGCUUUCUCGUCUUGUUCUUGCACCGCAUUUCCCACUACUUUCCCCAAUCCUUUUCGCACAAGUAAUCACCAUGACGACUUGGGCUGGCCGUAAAUAUGGUUCCGAUCCUUAUAAAACCUCCGAUACGACUAAAGAUCCUGAACCUCAACGCGUCGACGCAGCGCAUUCCAUACCUCUAAAGAAAGGCGAUUUCGAGUCCCACGGAAGUACCAUUUCCACGGCAAAACAAAUAUAUAAUCACCAGGCUCCAACAGAAGGAGGAAAUAAAUACUUAUGGUAUUGCUGCCGAUGCGGUGGAGGAGGAAUGGAUUGCUCCCUAGACAAAGGGUGCUGUCACUGCAAUAACCACUGGCGGUGCGAUAGAUGCGACGUCGUGGCCGGCAACAAUUAGUCGUAGGAUAUAGAAUCUUGUUUGGCCCAAGGAGUUAAAAUAACACGUCAGUCACACACCAAGAUCUAACAUUUACUCGAG